AUGAAUCCCUAUGUCAACUGCUCCAGUUCCGAGUUCCCCCUGCCCCAGCAAGACUUCUCUGUGGAGCCCAUCAGCCCUGAUCUCAGCAACAGGACUCACCCAGAGACCUUGUUCGACCCUAAGGAUGCCAACCUGACAGAGGAGCAGCUGCGGGAUAAGUACCUGGGACCUCGACGGUCCAACUUCUUUGUCCCAGUGUGUGUCAUUUACCUGCUGAUCUUCUUGGUGGGGGCUGUGGGCAACACACUCACCUGCAUCGUCAUCCUCCGGCACCGGUUCAUGAGAACACCCACCAACUACUACCUGUUCAGCCUGGCCGUGUCUGACCUGCUGGUGCUGCUGCUGGGGAUGCCACUGGAGCUGUACGACAUGUGGAGCAACUACCCCUUCCUGCUGGGGGCCAGUGGCUGCUAUUUCAAGACGCUGCUGUUCGAGGCCGUCUGCUUCGCCUCCAUCCUCAACGUCACAGCCCUGAGCGUAGAGCGCUACAUCGCUGUGGUGCACCCGCUCAAAGCCAAGUACGUGGUGACCAGGAACCACGCCAAGAGGGUCAUUGUCACCAUCUGGGUCUUGUCGGUCGUCUGCUCCAUCCCCAAUACCAGCCUCCAUGGGCUGCAGCCUCUCUACGUGCCGGGACGGGGGCGGGUGCCCGAUUCAGAGAUCUGCACCCUGGUGAAACCACGCUUGACCUACAAUCUCAUCAUCCAGGUCACCACCAUUGUCUUCUUUUUCCUGCCUAUGGGGACCAUCAGUGUCCUCUACCUUCUUAUUGGCCUGCAGCUCAAGAAAGAAAAGAUGCUGGAAGCCUUGGGAGCCAAGACUGGCAGCAGCCACAGCUGCCACAACACCCAGGGGCAGAAGAAAGUCAAGAGGAGGCAGGUCACAAAGAUGCUGUUUGUGCUGGUGGUGGUGUUUGGGAUCUGCUGGGCUCCCUUCCACACCGACCGCCUCGUCUGGAGUUUUGUCUCCACCUGGACCAGCAACAUGCUCCACAUGUUCCAGUACGUCCACAUCAUCUCAGGUAUCUUCUUCUACCUGAGCUCGGCCGCCAACCCCAUCCUCUACAACCUGAUGUCCACCCGCUUCCGGGAGAUGUUCAAGGAGGUGAUGUGCCGCCCCGGCCACCGCCCGCCGUGGGCACGGAAGUACUCGCCCAGCGUCACCCGCACCACCACCCGCAGCACCGAGUGCGAGCCCGUGCCCGGCACCAGCGGGCUGCCCCUCUCUGACGCCGAGGAGUUCGAGCUGGAGGACAUGGAGAGGGGCCAGACCACCACCCACACAAUGUCCCUCUGCUGAAGAGAGGAUAGGGAAGGACUCUGGGACCAGCUUUCCUUGCCACCAGCAUCCAUCUGACUGUGGCACUUACUCUGUGGUGGGGAGCGGGGCAGGAGUGAUGGAGGAAUCCCAGCCUCUCUGUGCUGUCCCACUGGGAUGGAAAGGCUGGUUGUAUCAGCAGCACUGCUCCAGGGACACGGUGGCAGUGGCCUUGCUGUGCCCUGGAUGCAGCACCAGGCCUGGCCAAGGCCAGGGCAUCCCUUGUGGUGUGGGGACAGCUGACUUCUAUGUCAGGGAUAUGUCAGCAAUCCUUAAAAAUAUUCCAUCCCUCCUGGCCCAGUGGGGUGAACCCGCAGGUACUGGAGCUGGGGGCUUAGGCAUCCCAGGCUGCUUUGGGACACAGGAAUGGAUGGGUGCUCCCAGAAGUGUUUGCAGCUGGCCUGAGACCCAGGAGGGUGUGAGAGGUUUGCAUGGGACUGUGGAAAAAUCCCAUGGGGAAAAAAUGGUCUGUGGGUGCCUUCUCCCUUGAGACCUCUUCAGGGCUGUCUGGCAUAAAUGUGACCCUGAUUUUCUGGCAUGUUUCUUCAGUGGUGGUAGCUGGUGCCUGGCUGCAGGGUGCUGGUACAGCUCCUUGCUCCCAACCUUUUUCAUGCCCUGCAUUCCCAACCCCCUGAGGGCAAGAGAAGGAGCACGGCUGCUCCCUCCAGAGCUGGAGUCCAUGGGAGAAAAAUAUGGGACAAAGGGAUUGCCAAGCUGUCUGUAAUGCCAAAGCAGAGCUCCAUGACUGUCUGUGUCACAUGAAUAUGCUCCUCUCUCCUCUCUCUGACCAUCAUGUGGUGGGCGCCAAUCUCUUCUUCCUCUGCCCACCGUGGUCACCUGAACUUGUGGGGAAUGUGGGGAGCCCUCCUCCAUCCCUGCCCUGCAUGGGCUGAGCCUCAU
Molecule: messenger RNA, 2217 nt
Organism: Parus major (Great Tit)
Lineage: Eukaryota; Metazoa; Chordata; Aves; Passeriformes; Paridae
Gene: NMUR1
Product: neuromedin U receptor 1
Exons: 2
Coding region: 1-1299 (432 amino acids)
Biological process (GO): G protein-coupled receptor signaling pathway
Cellular component (GO): plasma membrane
Molecular function (GO): neuromedin U receptor activity
Source: RefSeq, a predicted model, not a curated record